CUCGUUCCAAGAUGGCGCUGCGCACAGUCUGCUCCGCUGCCCUGCGGACCGGGACAGAUUUAGGGGUCAACAAUGUGAGGACGUUUGUAACAACAGCGGCCCUCUGCAAACGGACCCCUCCUCUGGGUCCCAUGCCUAAUGACGUGAUCGACCUCAAGAAACUGGAGUCGGUGGAGAGGUACCGCAGCUACACUCGUUACCUGAGACGAGCUGAGGAGGCCAAGAACCAGCCGGCAUGGUGGAAGACCUACAGGGGCUACAUGGAGCAGGCUGAUCCGGAUCAUGGUGGAGAGCAGGUGGACAUCGGGCUGCCGCGCUACAGACCCCGCAGGACCACCGAGGUGAGGGAGCGACGGCAGGUGAUAAAGGCAAAUAAGAAGAACGCUGAGCUGGAGAGGAGCACACGUCUGCGCACAUUUAAGAUCCCUCUGGACCGGGUGCAGGAGACCUGGGAGCAGAGCAGUGCUCCGUUUCAUAUAAAGAGACUGGCAGAGCACUACGGAGUCUUCAAAGACCUCUUCCCCCAGGCCUACUUCCUCCCCCAGGUGUUACUCCGUGUCAACUACGGCCAGGACAACAACAGUGGCCAAGUGUAUUAUGGGAAUAGACUGACACCAACUCAAGCAGCUUCAGCCCCUCAGAUCAGCUUUGAUGCGGAGGAGGGCUCCCUGUGGACCCUCCUGCUCACCUGUCCAGAUGAGCAUCUUCAGGACAACGAGGCAGAGUACGUCCACUGGCUGGUGGGGAACAUCCCAGGUGGAUCGGUCCAGGCUGGAGACGAGCUGUGUCACUACCUGCCCCCCUUCCCUCCCAGAGGAACAGGCUUCCACCGCUACGUUUACAUCCUCUUCAAGCAGCAGGGGCCAGUCAGCUUCCAAGACGACGUCAGGUCGUCGCCAUGCCUCUCUCUGGAGCACCGUACCUUUAAGACGGUGGAUUUCUAUAGGAAGCAUCAGGAUGACAUCACACCUGCAGGUCUCGCCUUCUUCCAGAGCCAGUGGGAUGAGUCCGUCACCGACACCUUCCACAACACACUUGACAUGAGGGAGCCGGUCUUUGAGUUCAUCCGGCCUCCGGUCUACCACCCCCCCCAGGUCAAAUACCCCCAUCGACAGCCGCUGCGUUACCUGGACAGAUACAGAGACGGACAGGAGCACACCUACGGAAUAUACUGAUCACGUGACACACACCUGAGAACACCUGUUCAUACAUGUAGAAUUAUGUCUGACAUAUUUAUGGUAUAAUGAUGAUAAUAAAGUCUUUUCCAGCUGUGA
Seriola dumerili (greater amberjack) is the source of this 1274-nucleotide messenger RNA. RefSeq names its product mitochondrial ribosomal protein L38 (gene mrpl38). The coding region runs from base 12 to 1175 and encodes 387 amino acids. The record is from RefSeq and is a predicted model, not a curated record. Lineage: Eukaryota; Metazoa; Chordata; Actinopteri; Carangiformes; Carangidae. The transcript has 9 exons. Gene Ontology annotation, cellular component: mitochondrial large ribosomal subunit.